AUGGCUUCCUCAACACUCUCAACUCUUUCUCUCAGUUCCCCUUCUUAUCCUUCACCCACUACUACUACAGCCCAUUUUUUCAAAACCCCUUCUCUUCAAUUCCCUCUCCGUUCCACCGCCACUACUACCCUCACCCACCGUACCACAUUCCUCCGUCCUCUCAACGCCACCGCGGCACCCGAAAAAAUCGAAAACCUCGGCACUGAAAUCUCCAACUUAACCCUCGAAGAAGCCCGAACACUCGUCGACUACCUCCAGGACAAACUCGGUGUCUCCGCCGCUGCAUUUGCCCCUGCGGCCGUAGCUGUCGCAGCACCAGAUGCCGGUGGUGCCGGAGCUCCAGUUGUUGAGGAAAAGACGGAGUUUGAUGUGGUGAUUGAGGAAGUUCCCAGCAAUGCGAGGAUAGCGGUGAUUAAGGCUGUGAGGGGUCUAACUAGUUUGGCAUUGAAAGAAGCUAAGGAAUUGAUUGAAGGGCUGCCUAAGAAAUUUAAAGAAGGAGUUUCUAAAGAGGAAGCUGAUGAUGCCAAGAAACAGCUUGAAGAAGCUGGUGCUAAAGUUUCUAUUGCUUAGAUUUAACAUUUUCUUUCAUGGGUUCCUCGAUUCUAUUUGUUGAAAUGCUCAACUGAAUUUCCUCCUGUACGGAUAAUGAUAAUAGGACAUUUUUGGGUGUCUAAA
Messenger RNA from Gossypium arboreum, 675 nucleotides. Its product is annotated as 50S ribosomal protein L12, chloroplastic. Gene Ontology annotation, cellular component: ribosome. Gene Ontology annotation, biological process: translation. Lineage: Eukaryota; Viridiplantae; Streptophyta; Magnoliopsida; Malvales; Malvaceae. The record is from RefSeq and is a predicted model, not a curated record. Gene Ontology annotation, molecular function: structural constituent of ribosome. The transcript has a single exon. The coding region runs from base 1 to 570 and encodes 189 amino acids.